Morone saxatilis (striped sea-bass) is the source of this 887-nucleotide messenger RNA. RefSeq names its product xylulokinase homolog (H. influenzae) (gene xylb). The record is from RefSeq and is a predicted model, not a curated record. Lineage: Eukaryota; Metazoa; Chordata; Actinopteri; Moronidae. Gene Ontology annotation, molecular function: D-xylulokinase activity. Gene Ontology annotation, cellular component: cytosol. Gene Ontology annotation, biological process: D-xylose metabolic process; xylulose metabolic process.
GUUUUAUCUGAUGUGUUUAACGCUCCGGUUUACACCAUCGAUCUGUCCAACUCCGCCUGUCUGGGGUCGGCCUACAGAGCUCUGCACGGCCUCGCUGCAGAAUCCGGAGUUUCCUUCUGUGAUGUGGUGAAGAAAGCGCCGGAUCCACAACUGGUCGCCACCCCCCAUCCUACAGCACAGGAGGUGUACGGCAGCAUGCUGAAGCGCUACGCCCGAUUGGAGGAGAGAGUCCUGCAGGAGACCCGCCCCUGAUCGGUGGCCGCUGCCGCCACCGAUCAGCUCUGAGGAGGAAGCAGAAUAAUAAUGAAUCAGCCAAUAAAAUAGUGAAUAUGAUUAUGAAUAUAAUAAUUCCAAUCAAUCACUGAACUCAACUUCCCCACUAGAUGGCACUAAAUCCUACAGACUGCUCCUGUAAGCUCCCCUGCCUCUCUCCGCUCCGACCCCCCCACAUCCAACAGCACAGAGCAGCUCACACUAACAGGAAGUCAGACACAGACAAAGGUCAAUUUUCAGAAUAAAAUACUGUGUGGAAACUCUACAUCAACAUUGUGGCACCAGACAGGAAGUCAGUCAGAGGAGAUGUGAACGUUUGUUUCCUGUUUAAGGACAAAAUACACAAGUAAACAACGUCGGACAGAAAGAUCUCAGUGGAUCACGGAGCCGAGCCACGACAUGACGCAGACACAACGCCGUAAAGGCGUGUCCGGUGGCAGCGGUCCUCACAAAAACAUGAAGUGAGGUUCUGAGGUUGUUUUUUUUUAUGUAUAAUGUGAUGAAAACCUCGUUGGUUGUUUCCUUUCUCGUCAGUUAGACUCAAGAACAGAAACUCACAUCAGAACAAACUGCAGGAAGAAAUGUGAUUAAAACUAAUUAAUAAAACUAUUUCA